AUGCCCGAGGAGGCAUGCACCGGUAAGUGUAAUUGGUUCUCACUGUGCUGGAGUAGUCCUGGAGGAGUCCUUUGCCUUGCAGAAACCGUUAGAGGUCAGCUAUAUUGACCUUUGGAGGCCUGUCAUGAUCAAUGCUGUUGAUUGCUAUUAACCUGCUCCACUGGGUACUAGUGCUGAAACACCUGGCCCUGUUGGAGGCCAACAGAUGCUUUAGACUUGCUGCUCGCUGAGGCAUUACUCAUGCCUGACCACACUCACUAUAUCUCAAGUAAUUUUGUUUGAGUUUAAAUUGAAGCCAUGUUUUAGUUUCAAUACUUAUGGGAAAGUUUGGAUAGCUGUUUCGUCGCUGCAGAAAUGUAUUGGUGUACAGUAUAGGGUGACAAUUGGGUGGAUCAUGAUUGAUGUUUCAAUUGAUUGAAACCAUGUUUUAGUUUUAAAUUCUUAUGGAAAAGUUUAGAUAGCUGUUCCACCACUGUAGAAAGUAUUGACGUACUGCACAGUAUAGGGUGACAAUUUUGGGUGAAUCAUGAUUGGUGUGAAGAUUGUCAAGCAUUGUUUGGUGGAAUGAUAGGUGAGUAGAUGAGAGGCAUUUUUAGGAAAAGGGAUACUGUAAGUAGGUAUUGUCUGGGAUAGGGGGAACAGAGAGAUAGAAGCAGGACGGUUAGGUUAACAGAGACUGACAGGCCUGUCUAUAAUUCAGCUCUGUGGUGUGUGGACGUGGCAGCAGGACCAUGGCAUGGGCGCUGUGACGUCGGGUUAGACACUAAACAAGUGGGGGUGGGCCCUGGACCCCCGUUCCCCUGGGGCUGCUCAGGCACUGUGCCAGAUGGGAGAUGGUAUGCCAGGGAGCCUCCCCACGGGAAACUGCCAGGGCCGCGUUUGUUCCGCUGACACCCAGCAUCUCAGCCCGACCUGGGCAAGCGUACAUUCCUCAAAGUGAUGGGUUUCAGUGGGGGCCUGGUGCUCUCUCACUCACGUACUCAAGACACACACACUCUCUUUCUUUCUCUCUCGCCUCGCGCUCUCUCUCUCUUUCUCUAUUCCACCCUCUCUCCCUUCUCCCUCGGUCUAGAACAUACUCUCUUUCUCUAGCUUCCUCUCUGUCCGUCUCGCUCCCCCUCUCUCUUUCUUUCUUCAUCUUCCUCCCGUAACUCCUGGUGAGGCGUGCAGGAUUCCUCCCCUGGUGAGGGGAUUAAGAGCCUGGUAGGCAUCAGGGAUUUGAUUGGUUAGGACCUGCUCUUGUUCCUAUUGGAUGGGCUUGAGCCAGUGCAGCAGUGGUGGGCUCUCAGAGCCAACAGGGGAUUGGACAGGACAGCAGUGGGCUCCACUGUGGUUGUGUAACUAACCUCAAAUCCAGGGAGGGACAUCCUUUAUCAAAUCAAAUCAAAUCAAAUUGUAUUGGCCACAUGCACCGAAUACAACAGGUGCAGACAUUACAGUGAAAUGCUUACUUACAGCCCUUAACCAACAGUGCAUUUCUUUUUAAUAAAAAAGUAGAUACGAGUUAGCAAGGGAAUUCCACUGGUUUUAGAGAACUUUAGAUUUUCACAGAUAGACAUUCCGUGCUCUCUCUAAGGGUUUUGAAUCUGUGAAAAGCUUCGACUUUUGGAGCGAAGCAUUGGAACUUAUAGAGGGUGGGAAAGUCAACAGCAGGCGACGCAGAGGAGCAAAUGUUUGUCACACGCUCCCGUUGCAUUUCCUUUAUAACACCUUUAUGUUGUUUACUCAGUAGAUUUAAUUUAGAAAUCAGGUAAUCCGGAGUUGUGAGGUCCGACCUGAGGAGCAUUUGUAUGUCAGUUUGUCACACUCUUUCUUCUGUCGUUUUCCACAGGUCCUGUGGCACCUGGACAUCUUUCGCCGGAGCUUCCGGCAGCUGACCACACACAAGUGCAUGGAGGACUCGUGUAUCUUCUGUGCCCUGAAGGUAAGAGGCUAGAUAUGUGGGUGGAGAUGAGAGGGAGGCCUGGGGGUGGAGAAGAGGUGGUUCACUUAUUAAUGAAUCCAGGUAAUGUCUACCAAAUAAUGCAGAUAGAGGAUGGUUAUUUUGGUAUUGGACUAUUGUAUUUUAUAUUCAACAGUAAAUCUUCGAUCAAAUACGUUAUUUUUCAAAUUACUUUUGUGAAUUUAGUUCUUAAGCAUGGCUGUGCCCCCUGAGAGCUGACCAUGACUUUGAAUGGGAGUUCUGGGAUGUGAAUAUUUGUUUCUUAACAUGUAAAUGUGGGGCGGCAGGUAGCUUAGUGGUUAAGAGCGUUGUGCCAGUAACCGAAAGGUCGCUGGUUCUAAUCCCCGAGCCGACUAGGUGAAAGAUCUGUCGAUGUGCCCUUGAGCAAGGCACUUAACCCUAAUUGCUCAUGUAAGUCGCUCUGGAUAAGAGCGUCUGCUAAAUGACUAAAAAUAAAAUAAAAAAAAUAAAUGGGAAGUAACUAAGUCAUCUCCCCUGGUGUGGACAGACAGUGGUUGGAUGUCUGGCCAGUGGUAAUGGAUUAUGUACCAUAGAUCUCUCUCUGAUCUGGACAGGCCGCUGAAUGUAGAUCAUUGGCUUUAGCCAGCUCCCCCCUCUCUCGCUCUCUCUCUCUGUUAUUUGCCAAAUUACUUCGGUCAUCGUUAUAAUCGUUCGAAUAGCAAAACCGGGCCACCCCUAGUGACCAAUGACCAUCUCUAUAUGUCUCAACAAGACCAUCUGUCUGUCUGUGUGAGUGUAUGUCUGUCUGUCUCUGUCUGUGUGAGUGUCUGUCUGUCUCUGUAAGUGUCUGUCUUUCUGUCUGUCUGUGUGAGGGUGGUCUUUCUAACUUUAGUCUUACUCUGUACCUGACUCUCUGCCAGGCAUUCCAAAUCCAUUUAUGAUUGUCUGUCUCUUUGCCUGUCUGGCAGAACUAGACUAGCUUUGCCACUAUGCUACUUCCAUUACACCACAAGACUCAUCCUGUGGGCCAGCAGGUUUGUUUUUCCUGGUUUGAGUCAUUGAUUCCAUCUUAAUGAAGAGGCAAGUUUCACACACACCAGAGGAGACAGUCGAGGUAAAUGCCUUUUGAGUGGCUGUAGGAUGGCACUCCACACACUCAGCCGUGUGCGGUUUUUACCCCCAAAUGCAGAUUUAAUGGACACUUGUGGAACUGAGUGGUGUGAUGAGCUGCGAUGCAUUAGGGCUGCAUGGCCCAUCGGAGGGGUUUGAUGGUGACAUUUGAAGACAUGUCUGAUUCCUCUGUUUCCACACGGUCUGCGUGGCAGGCAUGGCUUAGAGCAGCUGGAUCUGGCCAGCCGGCAGGACUUGAGAGUGAAAGAGCCCUGUGGUUUUAACGAGGCCAUCCUUAUAGCUACCGACUGACUAGGUCUGGUCCUUUUGACUGUGACAGGUUAGCUGAUUUCACAGUAGUGUCUACCUCAGAGUCCUAGUCAGGAGUAAGUGUACUUCUGUUGCUCCCGCUGCACUUUCUCUCUCUCUUUCACUACAUCUCUCUCUCUCUCUGCUCUUUCCCCUUUCCUCCAUCUUCCUCUCCCUCCCGUCUUUCUCCCUCCUUCUCUCUUUCUCUCCCUUGAUGUAUCAGCCUUAUCAGAAUUCACCAGGGCUCAUUUGAAGGGUCGAUUACAGGGCAUUUCUGCCAGGCAUUUAAUUUGAGUAGAAUUAUAAGGCUAUGAUCAUUUAUCCUUUCCCCACCUCCUUCUCUGCCUCUCCUGUUCUCUCUCUCUCUCACCUCACCCACCUCUUUUCUUCUUCUUCUCUCUUCCUUAUGCAAGACAAGUUGAGGUGCAGUGGCAGGGCAGACGUGUGUGUGCGCGUGUUUGUGUGCCUGCAUUUACACUUUAGUCAUUUAGCAGACGCUCUUAUCCAGAGCGACUUACAGUUAGUGAGUGCAUACAUUAUUUUUUUAUUUUAUUUUUCAUACUGGCCCCCCGUGGGAAUCGAACCCACAACCCUGGCGUUGCAAACGCCAUGCUCUACCAACUGAGCUACAUCCCUGCCGGCCAUUCCCUCCCCUACCCUACCCUGGACGACACUGGGCCAAUUGUGCGCCGCCCCAUGGGUCUCCCGGUCGCGGCCGGCUACGACAGAGCCUGGAUUGGAAGCAGGAUCUCUAGUGGCACAGCUACCACUGCGAUGCAGUGCCUUAGACCACUGCACCACUCGGGAGGUGUGUGUGUGUGUGUGUGUGUGUGUGUGUGUGUGUGUGUGUGUGUGUGUGUGUGUGUGUGUGUGUGUGUGUGUGUGUGUGUGUGUGUGUGUGUGUGUGUGUGUGUGUGUGUGUGUGUGUGUGUGUGUGUGUGUGUGUGUGUGUGUGUGUGUGUGCGCGCGUGUGUGUGCGCGUGCGUGCGUGUUGAGGUGCUCACCUGGAAUGCAUUUCAAUUAACAGGUGUGCCUUCUUAAAAGUUCAUUUCUGGAAAUUCUUUCCUUCUUAGUGCGUUUCAGACAAUCACUUGUGUUGAGGCUGGUAACUCUAAUAAACUUAUCCUCUGCAGCAGAGGUAACUCUGGAUCUUCCAUUCCUGUGGUGGUCCACAUGAGAGCCAGUUUUAUCAUAGCGCUUCAUGCUUUUUGCGACUGCACUUGAAGAAACUUUCAAAGUUCUUGACAUUUUCUGUAUUGACUGACCUUCAUGUCUUAAAGUAAUGAUGGACUGUUGUUUCUCUUUGCUUACUUGAGCUGUUCUUGCCAUAAUAUGGACUUGGUCUUUUACCAAAUACGGCUAACUUCUGUAUACCCCCCCCCCCCCCCCCCCCCCCCCCACCUUGUCACAACACAACUGAUUGGCUCAAACGCAUUAAGAAGGCACACCUGUUAAUUGAAAUACAUUCCAGGUGACCACCUCAUGAAGCUGGUUGAGAGAAUGCCAAGAGUGUGCAAAGCUGUUAUCAAUGCAAAGGGUUGCGAUUUGAAGAAUCUCACAUAUAAAAUAUAUUUUGAUUUCUUUAACACUUUUUUGGUUACAACUCAGGUGUCUAUACUUCGACAGCAAAGUUAGAUAAGACGGAAGAUUAUGAAGUAGGGCCUUGUUAACAAAAAGGAAGUAAUGUAGAGAUCUACAGGUCUUUAGCGAAGUCUAGCCAACCUUUGAGUAUCAAAACUGUCACCUGUAACAAAACGACUUGCACAAUGGUAGAUGGCAUCCAAAGGUUUAAGAGUAGUAGCAGCUGCACUUUGAUAAAUAAUAUCACCAUAAUUAAGAACAGAUAAAAAGGUUGACUGAAUAAUCUGCUUCCUACUGCUUAGAGAAAGGCACGAUCUGUUUCUGUUGAAAAAGCCAAUUUUAAAUCUUAGCUUCUUAACCGGCUCAUCUAUAUGUUUUUUAAACGUCAAAUCCAUAUCAAUCCAAAUGCCUAAGUAUUUAUAUGCGGAAACACGUUCGAUAAGAGAAUCAUGUAAUGAGUGAACAUGUAGUUCAUCUGAAACAUUCUUACGGAAGUUUAAAAACAACAUGUAUUUCAUUUUAAUCGUAUUAAGCACAAGUUUUAAAUCAGUGAGGUAUUCCUGCAAUAGCUAUAAAAUCUGACUGUAGUUUUGACACAGCCAGAUCAGCAGUCAGGGCGAUAGCAUACAUAAUAGUAUAAAGAUGAAGUGUAAAUAUUUUAACAGAUUGACCAAUGGUGUUUAUAUAAAUAGUGAAGAGAACAGGUCCCAAACAGGUCCCAAAAUUAUAAGGGUCCAUCUGCUCUCAGUAAGUCUAUGUUGUGUUAAGAGAUGUCUUUCACCUGAACAUGUCAUGCCCUAGUAGAGGGGUUCCCAAACUUUUUCACUCAGGCCCCCCUUCCAGCAUUGGGGAACAUCCCGCGCACUCCCCUGCAUGCACGAGCCACGUCUAUUUCUAUGGGCACAAGCACUGUUCAUGACACAAACUGUUCACACCCCUUGCAAUUUUAAAGCUCAUUUUCUUGCAAUUCUAUACAUUUUGCCAUGUCUAAAGUGUGUUCAUGUGAUAUUUGAGUGACUCAAACAUUACAACAAAAUCUAUGAGCUAAAAAACAUUAGCUGACAUGGGCUAGUUGAUCUGGACAUUUCUGACAAAUGAUAAAUAGCUCUCUAAGGUAUGCAAUGACUGACAUGACAAGAGGAUUCUACUAGUGCAUUCUAAUAUAACAACUUUUCAACAAUAUAUACUGAACAAAAAUAUAAACGCAACAUGCAAUAAUUUCAUUUGAUUUUACUGAGUUACAGUUCAUAUGAGGAAAUCAGUCAAUUGAAAUGAAUUCAUUAGGCCCUAAUCUAUGGAUAUCACAUGACUGGGAAUACAGAUAUGCAUCUGUUGGUCACAGAUACCUUUAAAAAAAAAACGGGCCACACAAUGGGCCUCAGGAUCUCGUCACGGUAUUUUUGUGCAUUCAAAUUGCCAUCGAUAAAAUGCAAUUGUGUUCGUUGUCUGUAGCUUAUGCCUGCCCAUACCAUAACCCCACCGCCACCAUGGGGCACUCUGUUCACAACAUUGACAUCAGCAAACCGCACAGCCACACGACGCAAUACAUGUGGGCUGCGUUUGUGAGCCGGUUGGACGUACUGCCAAAUUGGAGGCGGCUUAUUGUAGAUAAAUGAACAUGUAGCCAAGUUGUAUCUAUCAUCGUAUGCUAUCUAUUCAUGUUUUUUGUAUAUUCUGUUUAUCUGUGAAUUAACCAAUGAUAUCAGGCCACACCCGGCCAUGAUUACAGACACCUGUGUGUGUCCUUUGACACUAUAUAAACUAGUGACCCGCAGUGUUUGUCACUAUACCCUGAUGAAGACAGCUUGUCUGUCGAAACGUUGGUUAUUAGGUUAUUAAAUUAUUGCAUCUGAGCUCCUAGAGUGUGCGGCUCUCCUUUUCUUUUUUAAGUUUUACUCCGUUAGCCAGUACCUUGCCUAAAUAGGUGUGCGUUUCUUUCGCCUCCAGAUAAAUGAACAUUCAAUUAUCUGGCAACAGCUCUGGUGGACAUUCCUGCAGUCAGCAUGCCAGCAUGCACGCUCCCUAAAAACUUGAGACAUCUGUGGCAUUGUGUUGUGUGACAAAACUGUACAUUUUAGAGUGGCCUUUUAUUGUCCCCAGCAUAAGGUGCACCUGUGUAAUGAUCAUGCUGUUUAAUCAGAUUUGUGAUAUGCCACAACUGUCAGGUGGAUGUAUUAUCUUGGCAAAGGAGAAAUGUUCACUAACAGGGGUGUAAACAAAUUUGUGGCCAAAAUUUUAUAUUUUAUUUCAAGCUCAUGAAACAUAGGACCAACACUUUAGAUAAUUUGCAAAUAAAUUCAUUAAAAAUCCUACAAUGUGAUUUUCUGGAAAAAAAAAUCUCAAUUUGUCUGUCAUAGUUGAUGUGUACCUAUGAUGAAAAUUACAGGCCUCUCUCAUCUUUUUAAGUGGGAGAACUUGCACAAUUGGUGGCUGACUAAAUGCUUUUUUCCCCCACUGUAUGUCUAACAGUAUGGCCAGCUGUGAUUAAGUGUUAGGGUUAGAAGGUGAACUGUGGGAGAUGGUGUUGUCUUGGCGAUAAAGGUGUUAUUUUCGUCAGCCUACGUAGUUUGCUACCGUCAUGCCAAGAGGUUGCCAAGAUAACCUUGGAAAUACUGAUUAACGCUAUACCUAUUAUACACUGUAGGAAAUUAGUGUUCACUUGAUAUAAAGGACUUGAACCACUCUGUUGCGGUCAAAAUGUGUGAACCCUGCUAACUUGAUAUGAAGGACUUGUACAAUCAGUUAAUAUUUUCUGUUGAGUCCAUUCCUGUUUUUCCAGAGAGUGUUACAGUGUUAUUGACCCAGCUGUGUUAUUGUGUCUCUUGUUGUUUCUAGAGUAUCUUUGCUCAGUUCCAGUUCAGCAGUGAGAAGGUGCUGCCAUCUGAUGUGCUCCGCAGCGCCCUGGCCAAGACCUUCCAGGACGAACAGCGCUUCCAGCUGGGCAUCAUGGACGACGCUGCAGAGUGCUUCGUAAGAGACAACCCUCCCUCACUCCUCCACUUUUUCCUACUUUACCCCCUCACUCUCUCCGCUCCCUUAUUCCUCCAUGACUUACCUCAUCCCUCACUUCUCCUUCAUUCUUACACUUCUGCUUUCUCUCUUCUAAUACACCUGCAUGCUUAGCAAACAGAACAGAGCUAAGAGAUCCGCUAAAAAGUGAUCUCAUAACAAAAUGCUCCAUGUUAAAACCAGACUUUUGCAGUAUUAUAACAUUUACAAAACAAUGGCAGGGACACUAUUUACUUUGUGAGAACAAAGGAAAAGUGUGGGAAGUUUUUUCUCUCUGGGAUGUUGCAAUGCAGAGCUGUCUACAGGGCCUUUCCCUGGUCCCAUUGACAUGAAGCAGAGUCCACCCAGCCUCUACCACACUACCACAAAGGAAUAAACGAGUUAAGAGUCAUUUAUUUAUUUCCCCCAUUUUAUAAGCAACACAGCUAGGCAGCCAGCCAGAGGAUUGUUCCCUACCCUAUACCCUCUCUGGGCCUAUUCUCUCCUCUCUACCUCUCUCUCCACCUCUCUUUAUGUUCUGCUGACAACCGGGAACAUACGGUAUUAUUCGGGAUAUCUGGCUGCGGCUGCAUUCCGGAGGCGGUGGGAUGGUGGGCUGAGGCAGAUGCUAAGUGUACAUUGGAACCUCCCCCAGGAGACCCUCUCUCUGCAGUGCUACAGAAAUCUGCUGCGAUCCCACCGCUCAGAGGGGUCCUGCCUGCAGUUAGAGUGAUAAAUCACCCAGUAAAUUAGCCCAGUAUGGCCAACCAGAGCCUCUGUGUGUUUUGUAGUGCAGCACCUUGCUGCUUCACUGAAUUUAAAACAAUAAUCCAUUCAAAAACAUAUAUUUUUUUAUUAGUCCACUGUUGAAACAGUCCAAAAAUGUUUUGCAUGUCAGCGAUCAAGUUUUCAAGAUAUAGGACUUGUUGUAACUAGUUGUAACUUGCUACAUCAUCAUAAUGAUGAUUGUGCAUCAAAUUACAUUUACAUUUUAGUCAUUUAGCAGACGCUCUUAUCCAGAGCGACUUACAGGAACAAUUAGGGUUAAGUGCCUUGCUCAAGGGCAAAUGAUGCAUUUUGCAUCAUCAUGAUGAUGUGGCAAGUUACAAUUUGCUUUUUGAAAGUCCUAUAUCUUGAAAACAUGAUUGCUGACGUGCAAAACAUUUUGAGACUGUAUCAACAGUGGACUAAUGAUUUUUUUUUUUAAGUGGAUAGAAGUUUUCUCAAGAUUUUGUCAAGAGGAUAUUUUCUUUGUGUGUUGGUUUUGUCAUGAUGUAGUAAUGUGAUUAAGUAAAAACAUAUGUGGGCAAGCACAUACACACUUUCUUACACACACAAACACAAACAGGGAUAAAGCUAACAUGACUGUCUUUACCUGUUGCCCUCACAGGAGAACAUCCUAAUGCGGAUUCACUUCCACAUCUCAGACGAGACCAAAGAGGACAUCUGCACAGCCAAGCACUGCAUCCCACACCAGAAGUUUGCCAUGACGCUCUUCGAACAGGUGAGCACAAACACAAGCCUCAGUACAAACACAAGCCUCAUUAACUUAUUUAUAUUAUCAGUCAAUCCAUUUUCUUUUCAUCUCAGAAUUGAUCCCCCCAUCCAUUCCUAUGUCAUUAACUGAAGUAAAGCCAGCUGUGCUUAUCUUAGUCGUGUAACUCUGUGUUUGCAGUGUGUGUGCAGCAGCUGUGGGGCCUCCUCUGACCCACUGCCCUUCAUUCAGAUGGUGCACUACAUCUCCACCACCUCCCUCUGGUGAGUAACCCUUUGACUGGGGAAACAGCAUUGGGCUGACUGGUUCUGCCUAGUUCUGACUGGUUCUGACUAAUGUUCUGACUGGUUCAGAAUAGUUCUGAUGGGUUCUGACUAGUGUUGUGACUGGUACUGACUGGUUCUGACUAAUGUUCUGACUGGUUCACACUAGUUCUAAAGGGGGUUCCUUCUGACCGGUUCUGACAAGUUCUGACUAGGUGACUAACACCAUACAUAGGGGCAAAUUUCAUACACAAGUGACAAUUGAUGGGCACUACUCUCCAUUUGAAUUAUGCUCCAUUCACUCCACAAACAGAUGAUAGAAUGAAAAGCUUUUCCGGUCUCUUUUCCACUGAGCAGAGCAAAAAAUCAAUGCUCCUUCGGCCUAGAGACCGUGAUUUACACCAUGGCGACCGAACAUGCAUUCUCUCUCUUCCUCUAAAGAGAAGUAACAUUACAUUUACAUUUUAGUCAUUUAGCAGACGCUCUUAUCCAGAGCGACUUACAGUUUAGCGAAUAGAUCUUUUUUAUUUUUUAUUAUUAUUUAUUUAUUUUAUACUGGCCCCCCGUGGGAAUCAAACCCACAACCCUGGCGUUGCAAACGCCAUGCUCUAUCAACUGAGCUACAUCCCUGCCGGCCAUUCCCUCCCCUACCCUGGACGACGCUGGGCCAAUUGUGCGCCGCCCCAUGGGUCUCCCGGUCGCGGCCGGCUGCGACAGAGCCUGGAUUCGAACCAGGAUCUCUGGUGGCACAGUUAACACUGCGAUGCAGUGCCUUAGACCACUGCGCCACUCGGGUCUAAGGCACCCGCCAGGUUAGAAAUCAGGUCACCUAGGAAUGGGUAAUAGCUUUCUUCAUCAUGGCAUUAUGACCUGUCUGCAAAACCUCUCUGGGCUGUGGGAGGAAGAGAGGAAGGAGGGAUGAUUCAUCUGCAUCCCUCCGUUAGGCUGCAGACUAGCUGUAGUGAGCCAGGGGCUGCAUGCCUGCCUGUGUCUCCAGCUGUGGCGAUGUCUGCAGCAAAGCCCUCAGGAGAGCCCCGCAUCAUCUCAGUCUCUUCUUCUCCCUCCAUCUGUUGUAUUGCUGCUGCUGUAGCAGCCAGCCAAUCAGCCCAGAGUGCUUGUUAUCUUAUGAGCAAACUUCUUAUGUAAAAGUGAUGAAAUGUCUACAUUAAUAUUCCAAGUGAUUAGUCUGUUAUGUGUACUGUGUCGGCUCUAUCUAAUUCUUCAACGCUGUUUGGCCCUGUUAUGAGCCCAACAUCAACACCAGCCUCUCUCUCUUUGUCUUAGAGACACCCCCCCACCCCCCCACCCCCCACACACACACACGCACCAACUCACCCCUAACCCUCAGAGGAGUAUGUUGUAUCCUGACAAUGUUUUAUUUGCCAAUAACAGGCCUCUCUCCUGCACCAGAGCACAGAGCAAAGCUACAGUAUAACCCUGGAGUGUCUUUGAGGUGUGCACCUCUAUAGGUGGAGAGAGCUCCAGAGAGAUCUGGAGAGAAUGGGAACGGAACAAAGAGUCACCUUGUAGACAAACGACUGGUCUAACGCCCUGCAGUCACAUGAUCAGUAGCACCAGUGUUAAGGCUGUAGCUGUAGUGUUCUCUAUUUUAGUAGGAUGUUUUUAUCUAAAAGUGACUUACAUUUAACACAGUCUGUAGGGGAGAAUGGGGUAAGCCAUUUUUUACAUUCAGCAUCACUACGUCAAGUGUGAUGUAGUGUUCUUUCUAACAAAGAUAUCUACUUAUAUUUGAGCCGCCUUGGGGUAAGUGGGUGAUGGUGUCCUGUGACAGGGGUUGAUGGUGCUGGUAGGUCAAAGUUAAAUUCAUGGAAUGGGGGUGUGAUAUAUUGUAUAUCUUAAAUGUAUGCCAACAUUCAGAUAUACAUGUAGAUCUCUCUGUUCAAUAUCACUUACCCUUCAAUUUCUCAACCAGUUGUCUGGGACAGGGAUGUUGUUUCAACUGAAGCUAUUAAGCCCAUGAAACUGGGCCGCAAAAUUCUUGAUAUGUUUAGCAAGCUCAGACUCCAUGUCAUCAGAUAAGACAUUGUGUGCCUCUGCUACAAUACCAUAGCCUCUCUUUCUCACAGGUUCAUGUUCAUUUUCUUUUUUUGUCAAUAUACAGUGCAUUCGGAAAGUUUUCAGACCCCUUCACUUUUUCCACAUUUUGUUACGUUACAGCCUUAUUCUAAAAUGGAUUAAAUAAAUACAAAUCCUCAUCAAUCUACACACAAUACCCCAUAAUGACAAAAUGAAAACAGGUUUUUAGAAAACAAUACAGAAAUACCUUAUUUACAUAAGUAUUCAGACCCUUUGCUAUGAGACUCGAAACAGCUUAGGUGCAUCCUGUUUCCAUUCAUCAUCCUUGAGAUGUUUCUACAACUUGAUUGGAGUCCACCUGUGGUAAAUUCAAUUGAUUGGACAUGAUUUGGAAAGGCACACACCUGUCUAUAUAAGGUCCCACAGUUGACAGUGCAUGUCAGAGCAAAAACCAAGCCAUGAGGUCGAAGGAAUUGUCCGUAGAGCUCCGAGACAAGAUUGUGUCAAGGCACAGAUCUGGAGAAGGGUACCAACAAAUGUCUGCAGCAUUGAAGGUCCCCAAGAACACAGUGGCCUCCAUCAAUGUUAAAUGGAAGAAGUUUGGAACCACCAAGACUCUUCCAAGAAGUGGCCGCCCGGCCAAACUGAGCAAUCGGGGGAGAAGGGCCUUGGUCAGGGAGGUGACCAAGAACCCAAUGGUCACUCUGACAGAGCUCCAGAGUUCCUCUGUGGAGAUGGGAGAACAUGAAUACUUAUGUAAAUAAGGUAUUUCUGUGUUUUAUUUUAAAUACGAAAAACCUGUUUUUGCUUUGUUAUUAUUAUUAUUAUUAUAUAUUUUUUUUUAUUUCACCUUUAUUUAACCAAGUAAGCCAGGGUAUUGUGUGUAGAUCGAUGAGGGGGGAAAAAACAAUUUAAUCAAUUUUAGAAUAAGGCUGUAACGUAACAAAAUGUGGAAAAUGUCAAGGGGUCUGAAUACUUUCCGAAUGCACUGUACCUCUUCAGUGUCAUUUGGUCAAUUAUUUCAUCCCUUGCUGCUGCUCGAAUGCACUUAUUCCCUUCUCUCACUUCCUUGGCUGUUCUCUCAAGAACGUCAAGGGGGGCUAGACCCCUGCUUGUUUUAUGUUUGUAUACACAGGGCAUGAUGAUGUCUGCUCUGUAACAAUAAAAAUGCACUAUCUUGAGUUCAAGACAUAUUGCAAAAAUAUGUAAUCAUCAUUUGUAUGGGGUAUGGCGGCCAUUGGCUCAACUUACUCCAAGGCAAACAUUUAGACUAUAUUAGCCCACACAGCUACAAGGAUGCACUUUCCGUGCUAUGUUUAGAACCUCGUAUUGUAGCUUAUAGAGACCCCAACUGAUGUAUAAAACAAUAUUAAAACUAUCAACUUUGGUUUAGAUACAAGCAUCAUGAAACCAAUAACACAAUGCAUUCAUUUGACUUUGUGAAAAUCAGUUUUUUGGACCUAACUUGCUUGCCACUUUUUUCAUGUGUUUUUUUCCUUCAAAGACUCCAUGAAAUGAUGACCUCUUCCUAAAUAUUUAGUCACAUUAUUAAGUUUGUGUAUGGUUUCCUAGAAACAAGGGUGGCUCAACUAACCUUUUUUGGCUCAACUUACCCCACUCUCCCCUACAGUAUUUGACCUAAACUGGGAUAUGCUUAACACCCCGGCCAUCCUACAAUCUAAACUAGAUGCCCUCAAUCUCACACAAAUUAUCAAGGAACCUACCAGGUACAACCCUAAAUCCGUAAACAUGGGCACCCUCAUAGAUAUCAUCCUGACUAAUUUACCCUCUAAAUACACCUCCGCUGUCUUCAACCAGGAUCUCAGCGAUCACUGCCUCAUUGCCUGUGUCCGUAAUGGGUCCGCGGUCAAACGACCACCCCUCAUCACUGUCAAACGCUCUCUAAAACACUUUAGUGAGCAGGCCUUUCUAAUUGACCUAGCCCGGGUAUCCUGGAUGGAUAUUGACCUCAUUCCAUUAGUAAAGGAUGCCUGGUUGUUCUUUAAAAGUGCUUUCCUCUCCAUCUUAAAUAAGCAUGCCCCAUUCAAAAAAUUCAGAACUAAGAACAGAUAUAGCCCCUGGUUCACCCCAGACUUGACUGCCCUUGACCAGCACAAAAACAUCCUGUGGCGUACUGCAUUAGCAUCGAACAGCCCCCGCGAUAUGCAACUUUUCAGGGAAGUCAGGAACCAAUAUACACUAUCAGUUAGGAAAGCAAAGGCUAGCUUUUUCAAACAGAAAUGUGCAUCCUGUAGCACUAACUCCAAAAGGUUUUGGGACACUGUAAAGUCCAUGGAGAAUAAGAGCACCUCCUCCCAGCUACCCACUGCACUGAGGCUAGGAAACACUGUCACCACCGAUAAAUCUACGAUAAUCGAGAAUUUCAAUAAGCAUUUUGCUACGGCUGGCCAUGCUUUCCACCUGGCUACCCCUACCCUGGCCACCAGCUCUGCACCCUCCGCUGCAACUUGCCCAUCGGCUUCCUAUUUCGCAACAAAGCCUCUUUCACUCAUGCUGCCAAACAUGCUGACUAUCCUACCGAUCCUUGACUUUGGUGAUGUCAUUUACAAAAUAGCCUCCAACACUCUACUCAGCAAAUUGGAUGUAGUCUAUCACAGUGCCAUACAUUUGUCACCAAAGCCCCUAUACUACCCACCAUUGUGACCUCUACACUAUCGUUGGUUGGCCCUCACUACAUAUUUGUCACCAAACCCACUGGCUCCAGGUCAUCUAUAAAUCACUGCUAGGCAAAUCCCUGCCUUAUCUUAGCUCAUUGGUCACCAUAACAACACCCACCCGCAGUAUGCGUUCCAGCAGGUAUAUCUCACUGGUCAUCCCCAAAGCCAACACCUCCUUUGGCCGCCAUUCCUUCCAGUUCUCUGCUGCCAAUGACUGGAACGAACUGCAAAAAUCUCUGAAGCUGGAGACUCUUAUCUCCCUCACUAACUUUAAGCAUCAGUUGUCAGAGCAGCUUACCGAUCACUGCACCUGUACACAGCCCAUCUGUAAUUAGCCCACCCAACAACCUCAUCCCCAUAUUGUUAUUUAUUUUGCUAAUUUGUACCCCAGUAUCUCUAUUUGCACAUCAUCUUUUGCACAUCUAUCCCUCCAGUGUUAAUACUAAAUUGUAAUUAUUUUGCACAAUGUCCUAUUUAUUGCCUUACUUUCAUAACUUACUACAUUUGCACACACUGGAUAUAGAUUUUCUAUUGUGUUUUUGACUGUACGUUUUGUUUAUCCCAUAUGUAACUCUGUGUUGUUGUUGUUUUUAUCGCACUGCUUUGCUUUAUCUUGGCUGGUUAAAUAAAGGUGAAAUAAAAUAAAUACAAAUUGUGGCCCACAGAUCACACCCACAACCCUGGUGUUGCAAGGUCUAGAUGUCUGAGUGUGUGUUGUCUCAUACUGUAGAUGUCUGAGUGUGUGUUGUCUCAUACUGUAGAUGUCUGAGUGUGUGUUGUCUCAUACUGUAGAUGUCUGAGUGUGUGUUGUCUCAUACUGUAUAUGUCUGAGUGUGUGUUGUCUCAUACUGUAGAUGUCUGAGUGUGUGUUGUCUCAUACUGUAUAUGUCUGAGUGUGUGUUGUCUCAUACUGUAUAUGUCUGAGUGUGUGUUGUCUCAUACUGUAUAUGUCUGAGUGUGUGUUGUCUCAUACUGUAUAUGUCUGAGUGUGUGUUGUCUCAUACUGUAGAUGUCUGAGUGUGUGUUGUCUCAUACUGUAAUGUCUGAGUGUGUGUUGUCUCAUACUGUAUAUGUCUGAGUGUGUGUUGUCUCAUACUGUAUAUGUCUGAGUGUGUGUUGUCUCAUACUGUAGAUGUCUGAGUGUGUGUUGUCUCAUACUGUAGAUGUCUGAGUGUGUGUUGUCUCAUACUGUAGAUGUCUGAGUGUGUGUUGUCUCAUACUGUAUAUGUCUGAGUGUGUGUUGUCUCAUACUGUAGAUGUCUGAGUGUGUGUUGUCUCAUACUGUAGAUGUCUGAGUGUGUGUUGUCUCAUACUGUAUAUGUCUGAGUGUGUGUUGUCUCAUACUGUAGAUGUCUGAGUGUGUGUUGUCUCAUACUGUAUAUGUCUGAGUGUGUGUUGUCUCAUACUGUAGAUGUCUGAGUGUGUGUUGUCUCAUACUGUAGAUGUCUGAGUGUGUGUUGUCUCAUACUGUAGAUGUCUGAGUGUGUGUUGUCUCAUACUGUAUAUGUCUGAGUGUGUGUUGUCUCAUACUGUAUAUGUCUGAGUGUGUGUUGUCUCAUACUGUAGAUGUCUGAGUGUGUGUUGUCUCAUACUGUAGAUGUCUUGAGUGUGUGUUGUCUCAUACUGUAUAUGUCUGAGUGUGUGUUGUCUCAUACUGUAGAUGUCUGAGUGUGUGUUGUCUCAUACUGUAUAUGUCUGAGUGUGUGUUGUCUCAUACUGUAGAUGUCUGAGUGUGUGUUGUCUCAUACUGUAGAUGUCUGAGUGUGUGUUGUCUCAUACUGUAGAUGUCUGAGUGUGUGUUGUCUCAUACUGUAUAUGUCUGAGUGUGUGUUGUCUCAUACUGUAUAUGUCUGAGUGUGUGUUGUCUCAUACUGUAUAUGUCUGAGUGUGUGUUGUCUCAUACUGUAUAUGUCAGAGUGUGUGUUGUCUCAUACUGUAGAUGUCUGAGUGUGUGUUGUCUCAUACUGUAGAUGUCUGAGUGUGUGUUGUCUCAUACUGUAGAUGUCUGAGUGUGUGUUGUCUCAUACUGUAUAUGUCUGAGUGUGUGUUGUCUCAUACUGUAUAUGUCUGAGUGUGUGUUGUCUCAUACUGUAUAUGUCUGAGUGUGUGUUGUCUCAUACUGUAGAUGUCUGAGUGUGUGUUGUCUCAUACUGUAUAUGUCUGAGUGUGUGUUGUCUCAUACUGUAGAUGUCUGAGUGUGUGUUGUCUCAUACUGUAUAUGUCUGAGUGUGUGUUGUCUCAUACUGUAGAUGUCUGAGUGUGUGUUGUCUCAUACUGUAGAUGUCUGAGUGUGUGUUGUCUCAUACUGUAGAUGUCUGAGUGUGUGUUGUCUCAUACUGUAGAUGUCUGAGUGUGUGUUGUCCUCAUACUGUAGAUGUCUGAGUGUGUGUUGUCUCAUACUGUAGAUGUCUGAGUGUGUGUUGUCUCAUACUGUAGAUGUCUGAGUGUGUGUUGUCUCAUACUGUAGAUGUCUGAGUGUGUGUUGUCUCAUACUGUAGAUGUCUGAGUGUGUGUUGUCUCAUACUGUAGAUGUCUGAGUGUGUGUUGUCUCAUACUGUAGAUGUCUGAGUGUGUGUUGUCUCAUACUGUAGAUGUCUGAGUGUGUGUUGUCUCAUACUGUAGAUGUCUGAGUGUGUGUUGUCUCAUACUGUAGAUGUCUGAGUGUGUGUUGUCUCAUACUGUAGAUGUCUGAGUGUGUGUUGUCUCAUACUGUAGAUGUCUGAGUGUGUGUUGUCUCAUACUGUAGAUGUCUGAGUGUGUGUUGUCUCAUACUGUAGAUGUCUGAGUGUGUGUUGUCUCAUACUGUAGAUGUCUGAGUGUGUGUUGUCUCAUACUGUAGAUGUCUGAGUGUGUGUUGUCUCAUACUGUAGAUGUCUGAGUGUGUGUGUUCUGUUUAUUCUCUGUGUUACAGUAACCAGGCAGUGAGGAUGCUGGAGUGUAGAGACAAGCCCACACCAGACAUGUUUGGAGAGCUGCUCCGCAACGCCAGCACUAUAGGAGACCUACGCAACUGUCCGGUGAGUUAGUGUACAAGCACACUUUACCACACCUUACCAUAAAUUUACAUUAUUGUCAUUUAGCAGACGCUCUUAUCCAGAGCAACUUACAAUUAGUGCAUUCAUCUUUGAAGAGGUAGAGUUUCAGAAGUUUUCGGAAGAUGAGCAGGGACUCCGCUGUCAUGCUGUUAGGGGAAAGCUUGUUCCACACCAUAUACCAUAUUACAACUGUGAUAGCCACUAUAUUCCACUAUAUUACAGCCACUAUAUAUAUUACAUUCACACCAGAAAAAUUCUUACUUAUGAUGGUGAAAAAAGAUAAAAUAUGAAUGUCUUGUUGCAGGAUUCUUUAGUCAAGAAAUAUAUAAUGACUCUCACACUUGCGUGUACACACACACACACACACAAUCUAACUCAGAGGCUUGUGUUUAGUGUGGGCGGACUGGUUCAGAGGGACUUCAUGUCAUCACAUGGGCAGUAAACACUAUUCUGAGGUCAGCCAAGCUCACCACGGUCCUCAGUGCUUCGACUAACUGAACUGAAAGGACCAGGGUGGAUCAACAUGAGCAGCUCAAAGUAUUAGCGUUUUAAAAUGUAAACCAUAUGAAAUCUCCCAGUCAAACAUGACUCUUAUAAUUCUGAUAUUCCCUCCCAGCUUUAUCUUAUCAAACAUUAAAGCCUCUAGUCUCUCUAAUGGUAAACUCUAGAGUCUACAUAAUUAUAACGAGCUGCCCCAGUAUUGUACAAUUACAGGCAUUUUUCAGAAAUAUGUUAGUAUAGGCUGACUUUGAGGCUUCUCCCGCUGAUCUGUGUGUGAGAAACCCCAGUGCUCGCUUGUGCUGUGAGAAAGUCUCCUCUGUUUAUGUCAAAUAUGGCGCGUGCACAAUCGUUGCCCUUCAGGGGGCCUGCCGCCUGCUUGUUUCCAGCCUAACUUCUGGGAAACACACAAAAGAGGAGGGAAUUUUGCCCCUCUCCGGCAAAGCAGGUCAAGAUGGCAGGUGCAUGUGGUGACAUGCGUCCUUCUCCCACGCAAACACACACAUACAAACAAACACACACACACUGUACCGCUUUGGCCAAAAUCAGCUCUAUGAAAGGAGUCCUGUGGUAACCUUCUCUUAAGGACCGCCACAUGCUGCUGGGCCCAGUGUGUGGGUAGAGUGUAUGUAUAAAGGAAGGCUGUCUCUCUGUAAUGGGCAUAGAAGUGACACUUGAAUUGGGGGUUGUCAUUGGCCUACAGCCAGCUGACCUUUUCAGAUAGCUCACUGUGAGGGGUGCCCUGAAUUGAACCAUCGUCAACACUGAAUUAGCUAAAUGGAUAAAGAUCACUGUCAACUUAGUACGUAAUGAGUCAUGGUAGACUUUGUUUGAGGAUUUUUUAGUUUGUUCGAGGAUUUUGUGUAGAUAUUUGUGAUUUAUUAUGCUCAAUUUAUGUCUCAUUUUUGGCCCCCUCCUUCACUCCCCCCUUCUGUCUCUUCCACUCCAUCUCUUGCCCCCUACCUUUCUUCUCCCCCCUCCUCUUCACGCGCCCUCUUCUUCCCUCUCUCUCUUUCUCUCUCUCUCUCUCUCUCUCUCUCUCUCCUAUCUCUCUCUCUCUCUCUCCUCUCUCUCUCUCUCUCUCUCUCUCUCUCCUCUCUCUCUCUCUCUCCUCUCUCUCUCUCUCUCUCUCUCUCUCUCUCUCUCUACCUCAGAGUAACUGUGGGGAGAAGCUGCGUAUCCGUCGGGUACUGAUGAACUCUCCAGAGAUUAUCACCAUAGGUCUGGUGUGGGACUCUGACCACUCAGACCUGGCAGAGGACGUCAUCCACAGCCUGGGCACCUGCCUGCGCCUGGGGGAUGUAAGACGCACGCACACUCACUCUUACAGUUUUCUUCAGAUGAUGCCACAAAGUUAUGCUAUACUGGGUUGUGUGUGCUGUAAUGUUUCUAGCCACCGACACCAGAGUGCAUAAAAAGCAUUCUGAUGUCUCUAUACUCUAUACUAUGACACAACACACACAGUCAGGCACCAUCUCCCAUCUCCCUCGCUAAUGAAUUGUUCAUGGUGUUUACCUGCUGUAAAAGCGAGCUAACCUUUGAGAACCUCUGGAGCUUUUCUGAAGUGGUACGUCUGUGAGUUGUGUUGUGAUCUGAUACCAAUAUUCCUGAUGUCUGUUUGGGUAACCUGGGCCUUGGUUAAUGUAAAUAUAUGACAGGUAAAAUGAAUGAUGGAUUACUUACUGUAAGGUCCAGAUUUCUUCCUGACCAUAUGACUUGACCAGGAGGAAAACAUAUUAUUUAGAUAUACAGUAUUGCAGUACAGUGUAUUUUUCAUUUCCCUAUGGGGCUGAACAUGAGUCUUCUCCCCUGUCCCCCUCAGCUCUUCUACAGGGUGACAGAUGAUAAGGCCAAGCAGGCAGAGCUCUACCUGGUGGGCAUGGUGUGUUACUACGGCAAGCACUAUUCCACCUUCUUCUUCCAGACCAAGAUACGCAAGUGGAUGUACUUUGACGACGCACAUGUCAAAGAGGUAAAAAACGAAUAAAAAAUCCAUCUGGGUGAAUGGUUACAGAAGAUGCCCUUAUCCACCGAUGUAGGAUGGGAUUCCUUUACCCCUAAUCCUAACCAAAACCAUUAACCAUUUGUUUUUACUGUGUAGUUUCUGUGUUUUAUUCUUCCUCUGGUAUGUUUGUAGUUGAAAAUCAUACAAGCUAUGUUUUGGCUAUACAGUGCUCCUCACUUGGGUGAUGUUACUGUGAGAUGAACAUGAGCCAUACAAGUGUUUUUGGAAUCCUCUCAGAUGUGAAUCCUCCACUUUACAGCUUAUUGUCUUUGUCUCUGUCUCUCUCUCCAGUUGCUGUGUCAAGAUGGAGAGGAUAUGAAUCUUUUAACAGCGAAAUACCUGAUGUUUUCUUUCAUUGCUAAACAGAGGCCUGGCCCAUCGGCUCUAUUCAAAGCCCUCUCUCUCUCUAUGUUUGUCGCUAAUUUCACCCCAGUUCCAUUAGUUUACAUUAUUCGCCCGCUUGUUGACUCACUGGCGAGCUGGGGUUGUUUUUGAUCUAUUUUUUAUCGAUGACACUGGCGGUGUUGUCAUCACAGCCCAAGGAGGGAUAGUUGUCAUAGGAAUAGUUUAGUUUACUUUAUUAACCUUCAGCGGAUAUUCACGCCAGACAACAUUUACAUCAAAAACAACAAUCAACAUGUAUGUACAAUUAUUCAUGGAGAGACACAUGUAACCUGCCAGUCUUUAUCAUGGACAAUGAGAGGUCUGCAGAGUUUCUGAGGACGCCAAAGCCUGUCACAUGAGGUCAUCUGGAUGAACUCUGAUUGGUGGUUCACACUGCGGCAGUGUUGUGACCAGUCAUGGGUGUGAGUUCUGAUUGGCUUCUCCUGCAGUUCCAGGUCAGGUCCCCUCUCUCAGUGUGACGAGGUGUGUGAGCAUUGAGCAGAGGCGUUAGUUAGUUAGUUCCACAUGCCUGGCCUGCUGGCCCAGCUGUGGCGUGUCUCUCGUCCCCUCUCCUGGGGGGCGGGGGGGAAAUGACACACAGCUCUGUGGGCACCGAGCCCUCUCUCUCCCACUGCUCUGGCUCACUCCAAUCCUUUCUCCCGUCUUUCUUUUCCUCUCUCUCCCGCUCUACUGACCUUCUCCCUUCGUUCUCCUCCUCCCCUCCCUGUUCUCUCCUUCUCCCCUCUCUGUAUCCUCUUCCGCUCCUUCUCCCCCUGCUCUGUACUCCUCCUUCCUCCCCCCUCUUUCUCUUCCCUCUCCUGCUUCUCACCUUCUCCGUUCUCCCCCCUCUCCAUUCUCAUCCUCCUCUCUCUUCUCGCCUUCUCCCUCCUUCUCUACUUCUCCCUCUCCUUCUCCCUUCUCCCUCCUUUCUCCCCUCUCUUCUCUCCCUUCGUACUCUCUUCUCCCCCUCUCCCUUCUCUCCCUUCUGCCCCCUUCUCCUUUCCUCUCCUUCUCUCCUCCUCCCCUCUCUGUUCUCUCUCCUUCCUCUCCUUUUCUCUCCUCUCCUACUCUCGUCCUCUCCUUCUCUCCCUUCUCUCCCUUCCUCCCCUCUCCUUCUCCCUCUCCCCUCUCUCCCCUUCUCCCCUCUCCGUUCCUCCUCCCUCUCCCUCUCUUCUCUCUCCCUUCUAUCCCCUUCUCUCACCUCUCCCCCUCGUCCCUUCCCUCCCUUCUCCCUUCUCCCCUCUCCGUUCUCUCCCUUCUCCCUUCUCCCCUCUCCGUCUCUCUCUUCUCUCCCUAUCCAUGGCUUAGUCACAUCAAUCUUCCCUUUCCCCUCUGUUUCCUAUCGUUUGUACCUCUCUCCCUUCUACUUUCUCCCCUCUCCGUUCUCUCUCCUCUCUCCUAUCAUGGCUUUAGUCACAUAAAUGUAUGUGCUGUACUUUCACUCCUGGACAGUUGCUUACAAAGCAGCUUUUCUCUCUCUCUCUCUCGCUCUCUCUCUCUAUCUCUAUCGCUCUCUCUCUCUCUCUGUAAAGCCAGCACGUGAGCCAGUGAGGGUUUGGACAAAAGUGACCUGAAAACAAGGAUAUCCCUCCAUUGUUUAUCUGGCCAGCUGGACAGGAGGGCGUGGCCAAUAGAGAGCUAGAGCACAGCAGCCAACUCUGUAGACCCACACACACAUUUGCGCUUUCAAACACAUAUACUUUGCUGAUACGGUAGGGCUAUCGGGACUUCCUGUCACAGAUUCCUGUGCUGAGCGAGGGCAGAGCGUUUGGAAAACCAGGUCGGGGUAAGAGGGGUUGGAAAAUGGCCUCUCUGGCGCUUACAAAGUCAGUUAAUGUUACCCAGUAGCUAUUGUACUGUACAUUUUUACUCAUUUAGCAGACACUCUUAUCCAGAGCGACUUACAGUUAGUGAGUGCAUACAUUUUCAUACUGGCCCCCUGUGGGAAUCGAACCCACAACGCUGGCGUUGCAAGCGCCAUGCUCUACCAACUGAGCUACAGGGGACUCCGUGGUCUUCGCUCUGUGUGUAGUUUUCUGGAUGUCUCUCUUUUUUACUCUUUCCUAACAGUUUGAGAUUCACAUCAGGGAUGGGCUGAAUACUCCCAUCUAACCACCUUUUUUGAGUUCCCUGGAAAGUAGUGACAUAGUUUCCUCUCUUCCUGGCAGAUCGGGCCCAAGUGGAAGGACGUGGUGUCUCGGUGCAUCAAGGGCCACUACCAGCCCCUGCUACUGCUCUACGCUGACCCCCGAGGGACGCCCGUGUCAGUGCAGGACCUGCCCUCCCGCCUGGACCUGCACCACUUCAACAGGUCCUACUACGACAGCGAGGAUUCAGGUACGAGACGCCUCGCAUCACACAAGAUCACUGCUACACACACAGGAAGGCUGUUGCAUACCACAUCUGGGUUCAAAAAGUAUUUGUUUUCUUUCAAAUGGAACUAAUGAAAUAGUCCCAAAAGUGCAAAACCCGCCCAUAUGGUACUCCAGGCAGCUAAAAGUAUUUAAAGGAAAACAAAUGCAAUUAAACACCAUGUAUUUCUCCUUCUUGAAAACAUUUGUUUACUGCUCUCUGUACUGUACUGAUUAAGUUCUGGCUUGUGUGUUCUCAUUAUUAUCUCUGAUGGCUGUCUGUGUCUAUUCCACUGUCAUGCUGUUGUGCUUGUCUUCAGGUCGGGAGCCGUCCAUCUCCAGUGACACGCGCACCGACUCGUCGACAGACAGUUACUCCUACAAGCACUCACACUCCCACCAUGAGUCCAUGGCCAGCCACUUCUCCUCCGAAUCCCAGGGAACCAUCAUCUGUAACCCAAACAACGACCCAGCCUCCCACAGCAGCCUGGAGACCACAGGUAGGAGGAGGAGGAAUUCAGCAGUAGCAUGCACACACACACACACAGACAGGGUAUAUAUAUAUGCACACACAAACAUACAUAUGGUCUGUAGCUCACUCAAACACACACAUACACACACACACAGAGAGAGUAUACUCCCAAGCCUAUACACCAGAGGAGGCUGGUAGGAAGAGCUAUAGGAGGAUGGACUCAUUGUAAAGACUGGAAUGGAAUAAUUGGAACGGUAUCAAACACAUGGAAACCACAUUCCAUUGAAUCCAUUCCAGCCAUUACAAUGAGCUCGUUCUCCUAUAGCUCUUCCCACCAGCCUCCUCUGAUAUACACAGACUAAACUGUAUAUUCAUUAAUGCUUUUACCUUGAAUGUAUGCACACAUGCAACUACUUAGGAUUAAGCAUGUAAUGCUCACCCAAACAUACUCAAGACAGAUUUGUGUGUACUGUACAGAGGAUUAAAGCCACAUCCAUUACCCAAUCAUGUUGAUCAUGGAUUAUGUGUCAUCAUGUCACGCAUGUCAUAACCAUGUAAACGAUCAUAAAAAAUGUCCUCCCUCGCUUCUCGUUGUUGCUAAGGCCAAGUGACGGACAUUGGGCCAGUGCAGUGCCACUCUCUGAGGAAAGGCGGGACAGUGGACAGGAAGGGCGGGGCCAGUGACAGGAAGCGGAGCUCUAGUCGUCCGCGGCGACUUGAGGAGAGGAGUCGGGGCUCUAAGACCGACGAAGCCUCGUCGGCAGGCUACCACAGCGAGGGUACGCAGGAACCAAUCACACGGCCGAGCCAAGAGACUAGGGACCAAUCACAUGGCAGAGCCAGGGGACAAGUGACCUAUGACAGAAGGGCAUGAUGACUGUAUCUAGCAACUUAGAGCUCAUCAGAAUCUGUGCCUCUAGUCUUUCGCAGGUAGUUCAUAGUAUUUUGGUUUUACAUAUUUAACAAAAAGAUCAGGUACAGGUACAGGAGUAGGGUAUCUUGUAGUAUACUGUAAUCUGUGUGUCCUUAACAUUUUUCUCUUGUUCUGUCCAGUUAGCCGUUAUCACCAAAGUUGUCACUCACGUUGCACUUUCAUCCUAUUAUUUUCUCGCUUUCUCCGCCGCUCCCCAUCAACACAUGACAUCACACCACUAAUGUAUUUAUCUCCCACUCUCUGUCUGUCUCCCUCCAUCUCCCUCCUCUUCUCUCUCCUGUCUCCCUGGCUUCUAGGUGAGACUCUAAAGGAGCAACAGGCACCUCGCACCGCACCCAAGUCCUCCUCCUCCAGUCGACUGAGGGAUUUCAAGGAGACCAUGAGCAACAUCAUCCACAGUCGCCCUCUCUCCGCCUCCUCCUCGGGCUCCGGGGCCCUAGGGGGUCUAGGGGCCGAGCCAGGGGCCACCACCAAGGCCAGAGACUGGGAGGCCGACAGCACCAGCAGUGAGUCCAAGUCCAGCUCCUCCGGGGGACGAUACAGACCGGCCUGGAGGCCCCGGAGAGAGGCCCUCAAUAUAGACAGUAUCUUCAGCAGGGAGAGACGCAGACAGGCUGGGUAUAGUCCCCUAGGGGCCACUCUGCCUGAAGACAGUGGGGCCCCAGCCGAGGGCCCCACAGGGUCAGUCACUGGACAAGGACAGGGGCCCUUUGGUAAUAUGGCCUCCUCCUGGACCCUGCCAACCACCAGGGGCCAUAACAUGGAGCAGCAGCCCCCCAGGCUCAUCCAGAGGAUGGAGAGCGGCUAUGAGAGCAGCGAGAGGAACAGUAACAGUCCUGUUAGCCUGGACAUACCUCUCAGUGAGGGACCCAAUACUGCUAAUGCACAUAGGUACAGUAGAGUAUAUACAUACUGCUAGGAAAGAUUCCGGAUGAUAGUAACUCACAUAUCUGAAAAGGGUAGACUCACACAGACUGAUAGCUACAUGAUGAACUGUGUAUUGUAUGACUGACUUCUCUGUCUGUCUCUCUCAGGGACAUCGGUCUGAAGAUGCCUUCCAGCUCCAGCUCAGGUCCAUCAUGGCGCACCGUGCCCAAGUCUAAAAGCAGCAGUGCUCUCCUGCAGGACGUCAAGGCUUCAUGCAGGGGCAACAGCCACGUAAGCCUGGGUAGGUCUGAGUCCAUCCGUGUGUGUGUGUGUUUCCCACAAUGUGUGUGGGAAAGUGUAUUUUUAUGUGGGAUUGUGACUGUUUUGGGGUGCAUUCGGAAAGUAUUCAGACCCCUUCCCUUUUUCCACAUUUUGUUACAUUACAGCCUUGUUCUAAAAUUGAUUACAUGAUUUUUUUCCCCUCAUCAAUCUACAAACAACAGGUUUUUAGAAAUGUUAGCAAAUUUAAUACUAAAAAAAAACAGAAAUACCUUAUUUACAUAAGUAUUCAGACCCUUUGCUAUGAGACUCGAAAUUGAGCUCAGGUGCAUCCUGUUUCCAAUGAUCUUCCAUUGAGAUGUUUGAUUGGAGUCCACCUGUGAUUGGAGUCCACCUGUGGUAAAUUCAAUUGACUGGACAUGAUUUGGAAAGGCACACACCUGUCUAUAUAAGGUCCCACAGUUGACAGUGCAUGUCAGAGCAAAAACCAAACCAUGAGGUCGGAGGAAUUGUCCUUAGAGCUCCGAGACGGGAUUGUGUCGAGGCACAGAUCUGGGGAAGGGUACCAAAACAUUUCUGCAGCGUUGAAGAUCUCCAAGAAAACAGUGGCCUCCAUCAUUCUUAAAUGGAAGAAGUUUGUAACCACCAAGACUCUUCCUAGAGCUGGCCGCCCGGCCAAACUGAGCAAUCGGGGGAGAAGGGCCUUGGUCAGCGAGGUGACCAAGAAUCCGAUGGUCACCUGAGUCUCCUGAGUGGGGCAGUGGUCUAAGGCGCUGCAUCGCAGUGCUAACUGUGCCACUAGAGAUCAUGGUUCGAAUCCAGGCUCUGUCACAGCCGGCCGCGACCGGGAGACUCAUGGGCGGGGCACAAUUGGCCCAGCGUCGUCCAGUGUAGGGGAGGGAAUGGCCGGCAGGGAUGUAGCUCAGUUGAUAGAGCAUGGCGUUUGCAACGCCAGGGUUGUGGGUUCGAUUCCCACGGGGGGGCCAGUAAAAAAAAAUAUAUAUAUACAGUGGGGAAAGAAAGUAUUUAGUCAGCCACCAAUUGUGCAAGUUCUCCCACUUAAAAAGAUGAGAGGGGUCUGUAAUUUUCAUCAUAGGUACACGUCAACUAUGAUAGACAAAAUGAGAAAAAUAAUUCCAGAAAAUCACAUUGUAGGAUUUUUAAUUUAAAAAAAUUAAAUUAUGGUGGAAAAUAACUAUUUGGUCACCUACAAACAAGCAAGAUUUCUGGCUCUCACAGACCUGUAACUUCUUCUUUAAGAGGCUCCUCUGUCCUCCACUCGUUACCUGUAUUAAUGGCACCUGUUUGAACUUGUUAUCAGUAUAAAAGACACCUGUCCACAACCUCAAACAGUCACACUCCAAACUCCACUAUGGCCAAGACCAAAGAGCUGUCAAAGGACACCAGAAACAAAAUUGUAGACCUGCACCAGGCUGGGAAGACUGAAUAUGCAACAGGUAAGCAGCUUGGUUUGAAGAAAUCAACUGUGAGAGCAAUUAUUAGGAAAUGGAAGACAUACAAGACCACUGAUAAUCUCCCUCGAUCUGGGGCUCCACGCAAGAUCUCACCCCGUGGGGUCAAAAUGAUCACAAGAACGGUGAGCAAAAAUCCCAGAACCACACGGGGGGACCUAGUGAAUGACCUGCAGAGAGCUGGGACCAAAGUAACAAAGCCUACCAUCAGUAACACACUACGCCGCCAGGGACUCAAAUCCUGCAGUGCCAGACGUGUCCCCCUGCUUAAGCCAGUACAUGUCCAGGCCCGUCUGAAGUUUGCUAGAGUGCAUUUGGAUGAUCCAGAAGAGGAUUGGGAGAAUGUCAUAUGGUCAGAUGAAACCAAAAUAGAACUUAUUGGUAAAAACUCAACUCGUCGUGUUUGGAGGACAAAGAAUGCUGAGUUGCAUCCAAAAAACACCAUACCUACUGUGAAGCAUGGGGGUGGAAACAUCAUGCUUUGGGGCUGUUUUUCUGCAAAGGGACCAGGACGACUGAUCCGUGUAAAGGAAAGAAUGAAUGGGGCCAUGUAUCGUGAGAUUUUGAGUGAAAACCUCCUUCCAUCAGCAAGGGCAUUGAAGAUGAAACGUGGCUGGGUCUUUCAGCAUGACAAUGAUCCCAAACACACCGCCCGGGCAACGAAGGAGUGGCUUCGUAAGAAGCAUUUCAAGGUCCUGGAGUGGCCUAGCCAGUCUCCAGAUCUCAACCCCAUAGAAAAUCUUUGGAGGGAGUUGAAAGUCUGUGUUGCCCAGCGACAGCCCCAAAACAUCACUGCUCUAGAGGAGAUCUGCAUGGAGGAAUGGGCCAAAAUACCAGCAACAGUGUGUGAAAACCUUGUGAAGACUUAGAGAAAACGUUUGACCUGUGUCAUUGCCAACAAAGGGUAUAUAACAAAGUAUUGAGAAACUUUUGUUAUUGACCAAAUACUUAUUUUCCACCAUAAUUUGCAAAUAAAUUCAUUAAAAAUUCUACAAUGUGAUUUUCUGGAUUUCUUUUCCUCAUUUUGUCUGUCAUAGUUGACGUGUACCUAUGAUGAAAAUUACAGGCCUCUCUCAUCUUUUUAAGUGGGAGAACUUGCACAAUUGGUGGCUGACUAAAUACUUUUUUUCCCCACUGUAUAUAAAAAAAAAAAAAAAAAAAAAAAAUACAUAAAAAAAAAAAAAAUAUGUAUUCACUAACUGUAAGUCGCUCUGGAUAAGAGCGUCUGCUAAAUGACUAAAAUGUAAAUGUAAAUGUCACUCUGACAGAGCUCCAGAGUUCCUCUGUGGAGAUGGGAGAACCUUCCAGAAAGAAAACCAUCUCUGCAUUACUCCACCAAUCAGGCCUUUAUGGUAGAGUGGCCAGACGGAAGCCACUCCUCAGUAAAAGGCACAUGACAACCCAUUUGGAGUUUGUCAAAAGGCACCUAAAGGACUCCGAUCAUGAGAAACAAAAUUCUCUGGUCUGAUGAAACCAAGAUUGAACUCUUUGGCCUGAAUGCCAAGCGUCACGUCUGGAGGAAACCUGGCACCAUCGCUACGGUGAAGCGUGACAGCAGCAUCAUGCUGUGGGGAUGUUUUUCAGCGGCAGGGACUGGGAGACUAGUCAGGAUCGAGGGAAAGAUGAAUGGAGCAAAGUACAGAGAGAUCCUUGAUGAUAACCUGCUCCAGAGCGCUCAAGACCUCAGACUGGGGCAAAGGUUCACCUUCCAACAGGACAACGACCCUAAGCACACAGCCAAGACAAUGCAGGAGUGGCUUCGGGACAAGUCUCUGAGUGGCCCAGCCAGAGCCCGGAUUUGAACCCGAUCGAACAUCUCUGGAGAGACCUGACAAUAGCUGUGCAGCGACGCUCCCCAUCCAACCUGACAGAGCUUGAGAGGAUCUGCAGAGAAGAAUAGGAGAAACUCCCAAAAUACAGGUGUGCCAAGCUUGUAGCAUCAUACCCAAGAAGACUCGAGGCUGUAAUCGCUUCCAAAGGCUCUUCAACAAAGUACUGAGUAAAGGGUCUGAAUACUUAUGUAAAUGUAAUAUUUCCGCUUUUAUUUUUUUAAAUAAAUUUGCUAACAUUUCUAAAAACCUGUUUUUGCUUUGUCAUUAUGGGGUAUUGUGUGUAGAUUGAUGACGGGAAAAAAACGAUAUAAUCCAUUUUAGAAUAAGGCUGUAACGUUACAAAAUGUGGAAAAAGUAAAGGGGUCUGAAUACUUUCCGAAUGCACUGUAUUUACAUUGUGAACUCUGAGCAGAUGGUUUAUUUUAAUUCAUCGCUGUAUCUCUGUUUGCUCAAAGUGUGAUGUCACUCCUCACACCUCUUCCCCCUGCCUUGUCUUAUAAUGCUAUUGAACAGGGAACAUUAUAGAAAGCUACGAUAUUAACGUGUGUGUGUGUGUCACACAGCAGGAGAAGGCCACAGCGAGCUGGACGAGCUGCAGGAGGAGGUGGCCAGGCGAGCGAGGGAGCAGGAGUUACAGAGGAGGAAGGAGAAGGAGAAAGAGGCCGCCAUGGGCUUCAACCCCAGACCCAGCAAGUUCAUGGACCUGGACGAGCUACAGAACCAGGGUAAGGCCCCAGACCAGACACAGCCCCAACCUGGUGCUCAGCUAGAGGAAUUCCACUCUGAAGCUCAUGAGUAACAGGCUUGGUGACCCAUGUAGUACAGCAUGUGGAAACCAGAAGAGAACAGGGUCAGGGUUCUGUAUCAGUUGUUCUGUGGAGGCAGCCCUGUCCCACACUGCCUGGGUGUGUGUGUGUGUGUGUGUGUGUGUGUGUGUGUGUGUGUGUGUGUGUGUGUGUGUGUGUGUGUGUGUGUGUGUGUGUGUGUGUGUGUGUGUGUGUGUGUGUGUGUGUGUGUGUGUGUGUGUGUGUGUGUGUGUCUUUAUGUAGCAGGUGUCUGAGUGCUCCAUGUUUAAAGCACCCGGAGUGAGCUGCGUAGUGGGACUGCUGUUGUCCAACAAAAAAGAGCAUUGUUCUCCCACCAACACAAUUGGAAGUUUCCUCAUUCAGAGGGUUAGAAUGUGUGGCCGGCCAGUGGCCCAGUCACAGUGUAAAAGGAUUAAAAAGCCUAUUUGAAUGUUCGCUGCGUUUGUAGUGGAGAGAAAUCGGAUGAACUAGUGGGGCUUGUAACAGUAUUCACUCAUUUAGGUCAUGCGAGCCUGCUGCGAUUCUGAAGUCAACAAUAAGUCCUUAAUCUUCAAAGGGUUGCAAAGACAUAUCAUUAACUCAACCCCCCACAGUGUACCUUUUUUUUGUUUUAAAUAGCUUUUUGGGAUUGUUUAAAGAGCUUUGCUUUUGGUGUGGGUGUGCAUAUCUGUGUUUCUUAGGCAAAGGGGACGGCUAUGAGAGGUGUGUGUCGGACGCUGAGCUACUGCUAGAACAGUCUCUGCGACUGGAGCAGACUGGCGAGGUGGCUGCCGCUCUGUCUGUGGUUAACAAAGCUGUAUGUAAGUAGCCCUAACCUGCCUCCCUGUGCCUGCUGCCAGCCCAGCCGACCCACUAUAACACUAUACCACCACAUACCUAUCUACCUGUGUGUCUGUCUAUGUGUGUCUCAGUUGGUUUCACCUGUGGGGGUAUAGUGUCCUAUAUGACAAAGACCUACUUCCAGGCCACAGAGUCACUUGGUUUGAACCAGUCAUAUGACUAUCUAUAACAAAAAGGUUAAAGAUAUCCUCCAGGGAUUUUUGAACUUUUACUGUUGAAAAGCGAUAUGCCAAGUAUAAAUACAGUAAAGUACACACACUAAUAAUAAUAAUAAUAUAAUAAUAUGCCAUUUAGCAGACGCUUUUAUCCAAAGCGACUUACAGUCAUGUGUGCAUACAUUUUUACGUAUGGGUGGUCCCGGGGAUCGAACCCACUACCCUGGCGUUACAAGCGCCAUGCUCUACCAAUUGAGCUACAGAGGACCACACUAAGGGUAGACACAACUACAAAGUUCAAGGAGUAGGGCAUUCAAGGAGUUGGUCUGAUUAGAAGUUGUGAUUUCAUCGGCCUCCCCCUUUGCUUGAGGAGCAAUAGAGAACAAAAGAGGGAAGUCCACCCCCUACUUGUGCUAUGUCAUGACUUACCUGGACCACCUAUUGAGAUGUCCCUUUUUUUAAGUAAAUGAGGUGUUAAAUGAGGUGAAAAUGAGACUGGAGUGCUACUUUAUGGUAUUGCCAGAAUACUUGCUGCAAUGCGUGUGCAACACGGUGCUCUAUCGUCUCCUAGCGAUAGUUUGUUGCAAAACCCUUUAGUGCCCGCAACUAUAGCUCUUCUUUUAUCCAAAUAUUUGGACAUUUGUGCUUUCUGUUCAGUCAGACUUACAAUAAGAGUCCUGAACCUAAAAUAACCCCCCACAAACAUGAGCAGGAGCAGUCUUGAAUGAGUAAUGACUAGGGGAAGGGACAAUUUGGUCUGUCUAAACAUAAGUUUGGGACGGCUGAUAAGGCCAGCAGCCCUCUGCCUACCAACUGUCUCUGUCUGAUGAUAAUGAAACGAGGCGAGUCGCCGGGGUGUUUACCCAUCACCGUGGUUACUAGCCUGCCUGGCAGCGCAGAGAGGGAGGGGUCAGGGGGUGGAAGGGGGUAUGGGAACCCAUCGCUAUGACAACCAAGUCUUCCCAAGGACAAUGUGGCCUGGGUCUGUUAUGUCAACAUGGCAGUGAGUCUGUUGUUAGUGUGGUGUGUGUCUCUCUGUCUGUGUUUGUCCUCGUUUCCUAAUGUCUCUGUGUAUUGAUGUGACAUUCACAGUUUCACUGUCUCUGUCGUGAGCGUCUUGAAUGUGUGUUUGAUACUCCUGACUCAUCCACGGAGGAAUGCUCACACACCCAACUCUUUCUCUCUCACACGCACACACCCACUAUUUCCCUUGUCAGCACCCACUAAACUCGUCUCACAAAGCCCAUUCCUCCAUUUCUCCCUUUAAGAUCUACAGCAAGUCGAGUACUAAAAACGUCUGAACUAAAGAUAUUUCGCCCGCUAACCAAGACAAAGAGUUUGAAAAAUACAAUUUCUCAAUUCAGCCCCAUGAUAUGAGUCAAAAUACCAAGGAACAGCCUUUAUUUUCUUCUCAGUCUUCUUAGAUAUUGCGCCUAGGGAAGGGCUCAGCUUAAAACGAUCAAUAUAAUAUUUUUUCCUUAACAUAAUUCACUUUGAUUUGAUUAAUUUAACGUUAUUCUAUAUGAUUUAACCAUUUGCCGUAUGAACAGAAUAUUUUGUUAAGAGUCAUUGUGGAUCUUAAUUUCCCCAGUGUGUAUCAUCAGCCUGUGUUCAUUUUAAUGUACAACACACACACAUCCAUUUUACUCACCAAGCGUGUUGCCUGUUUGUGUCCUCCCCCACCCCAAAACCCACCCACCCCUCCCAAACCCACCUCAUUAUUUCAACAGUCUAAUCGUAUUAUUUAAUUUUGUGCCAAGUGUUUUUGCAUGCAUCCCCAUAAUGCAGCUCUUUAUUUUCUGCAUUUUUAUUUUUUUAUUUUAUGCUUUCCUUCCUUUUUUUUUCGCCCUGUAGCUAAACUCAGGCUUCCCAUGCAUGAGGGUGGCGCUAACACUCAUAGCAGGACAGUGGCUGAGGCCCGGCUGCAAAAGUGCAUAAGGAGAGCGCGGGGCCUGCAGCAGCGCAUGCAACAGCAGCAGCAGGAAGACAGACCCCAGCAACAGGAUCAGGAGCAGACAGAGGAGCAGGAUCAGCCCUGUCCCUCUCCCCAGGGCCCCCCCAGGUACCAGCACUGUCUCCUGUCUGUGUCCUGUGACUCCCGUCCCCCACCUGACCUCACCUGUUCAGCCCACACCCGUGGCUGAGCUCCUCAUGUGGCUCUGGAAUGAGUGGAACAAGGGAUCACACAGUCCUGGUUUAUUCUUUAACAUGCUAAAUGCUUUGCAGGUAGUAUAGGAAAAACACCAUUGAUUUGUACGUAGAAGGUGUGCUCAAUGUGCAUACAAACAAAGUGAGAAAUGCUGUUUUAUUUUAUUUAACCUAGGUUCUUUACGGUAGGCCUAUGUAUUUGGAGUUUUAACAGUGUGCUAAUCUGAUUCCUACUUCUAAUCAUUAAUACAACAUCAUUUUUUCCUAACACACAAUUUUACCCUUGUGUUUGAAGAUUUUCAAAUAUUUGCAAUGCCACCUCUUAUUCAGUGAAAGUGUAGCUAGUGCUUCUAUGUUGUUUGGAGGGUUGUGUGUGGGUGUUUACUGUUUAGUUAUUGUGGAGGUUGCUGUGAGGCCAGGUCCUAGGGGGUCCACAGACACGAGUGCCUCUCCCAGGGGUCCAGUUCUGAGCCACCCCCGCCAUCCCCUUGGCUCACCUGUGCCAAAGCUCUAAAGAGUCCAUCUGUUACAGAAACAUCACACACACACACACACACACACACACACACACCCCACACACACACUAAAGUUUUAGACCUAGAAAAUGUGUAAGGUAUACAGUCGUGGUCAAAAGUUUUGAGAAUUUCAUUUACGUCAUUUAGCAGACACUCUUAUCCAGAGCGACUUACAGUUAGUGAGUGCAUACAUAACUUUUUUUUAUUUUCAUACUGGCCCCCCGUGGGAAUCGAACCCACAACCCUGGCGUUGCAAACACCAUGCUCUACCAACUGAGCUACAUCCCUGCCGGCCAUUCCCUCCCCUACCCUGGCUAUGACAGAGCCUGGAUUUGAACCAGGAUCUCUAGUGGCACAGCUAGCACUGCGAUGCAGUGCCUUAGACCACUGCGCCACUCGGGAGUCAUGACACAAGUAUUGGCCUUCACAAAGUUCGCUGCUUCAGUGUUAUGAGAUAUGUUUGUCAGAUGUUACUAUGGUAUGCUGAAGUAUAAUUACAAGCAUUCCAUAAGUGUCAAAGGCUUUUAUUGACAAUUACAUUAAGUUUAUGCAAAGAGUCAAUAUUUGCAGUGAUGACCCUUCUUUUUCAAGACCUCUGCAAUCCGCCCUGGCAUGCUGUCAAUUAACUUCUGGGCCACAUCCUGACUGAUGGCCGCCCAUUCUUGCAUAAUCAAUGCUUGGAUUUUUUUUUUUUUGUCCACCCGCCUCUUGAGGAUUGACCACAAGUUCUCAAUGGGAUUAAGGUCUGGGGAGUUUCCUGGCCAUGGACCGAACAUUUCAAUGUUUUGUUCCCUGAGCCACUUAGUUAUCACUUUUGCCUUAUGGCGAGGUGCUCCAUCAUGCUGGAAAAGGCAUUGGUCGUCACCAAACUGUUCUUGGAUGAUUGGGAGAAGUUGCUCUCGGAGGAUGUGUUGGUACCAUUCUUUAUUCAUGGCUGUGUUCUUAGGCAAAAUUGUGAGUGAGCCCACUUCCUUGGCUGAGAAGCAACCCCACACAUGAAUGGUCUCAGGAUGCUUUACUUCUCCGGACAAGGUGUUUUCCGGAUGCCCCAAACAAUCGGAAAGGGGAUUCAUCAGAGAAAAUGACUUUACCCCAGUCCUCAGCAGUUCAAUCUCUGUACCUUUUGCAGAAUAUAAGUCUGUCCCUGAUGUUUUUCCUGGAGAGAAGUGGCAUCUUUGCUGCCCUUCUUGACACCAGGCCAUCCUCCAAAAGUCUUCGCCUCACUGUGCGUGCAGAUGCACUCACAUCUGCCUGCUGCUAUUCCUGUGCAAGCUCUGCACUGGUGGUGCCCCGAUCCCGCAGCUGAAUCAACUUUAGGAGACGGUCCUGGCGCUUGCUGGACUUUCCUGGGCGCCCGGACGCCUUCUUCACAACAAUUGAACCUUUCUCCUUGAAGUUCUUGAUGAUCCGAUAAAUGGUUGAUUUAAGUACAAUCUUACUGCAGCAAUAUCCUUGCCUGUGAAGCCCUUUUUGUGCAAAGCAAUGAUGAUGGCACGUGUUUCCUUGCAGGUAACCAUGGUUAACAGAGGAAGAACAAUGAUUUCAAGCACCACCCUCCUUUUAAAGCUUCCAGUCUGUUAUUCUAACUCAAUCAGCAUGACAGAGUGAUCUCCAGCCUUGUCCUCGUCAACACUCUCACCUGUGUUAACGAGAGAAUCACUCUGCUGGUCCUUUUGUGGCAGGGCUGAGAUGCAGUGGAAAUGUUUUUGGGGGAUUAAGUUCAUUUUCAUGGCAAAGAGGGACUUUGCAAUUAAUUGCAAUUCAUCUGAUCACUCUUCAUGACAUUCUGGAGUAUAUGCAAAUUGCCAUCAUCAAAACUGAGGCAGCAGACUUUGUGAAAAUUAGUAUUUGUGUCAUUCUCAAAACUUUUGACCACGACUGUACAUAUUAGUAUAUAGUAAUUUUUUGUAUACAAUACAAAAUCCUCCUCUGUUUCAGAGCACAGGCAUGUGAGAGAUGCCUGGCCAUGAUUCACUAACCAGCCCAUAACAUGAGCCUCUUUCCUCUUCCUUCCUAGUGAACAGCCUGUCCCAAUCCAAAUACUGUUGACAGACGCCCAGGAGGAAGCAGUCCCGGAAGCCACCAGAAACACACCUUCUCCUCUUCACAUUAAGCCCCUCCCCUCCAGUACAAACUCACUCCCUGAGCCCCUGAGCCACUCCCCUGUCGCUAUGCCCCCGAGCCCUCACACAGGGUCACCCGCAGGGGGGUCCGUAGCGGAGGCGAGGGGGCGCUGGGAAGGACUGGAGAUGUCAGGCGUGCUAGAUAACUCCUGCCCUCAUGUGAGACCCUUCCACAAGCACGCUGCCGUGUCCCUGCCUGCCCUGUGUGUGGACGGCUGGGACGAGAGCCUUACUGAGGGAGGCCAUGACCAGACCCCAGCCCUGCCCAACCACCAGCCAGCUGCACCCUCACACUGGAACAGUAACCCCCCCGCCCAGACUCUGCCCACCCUUCGCCCGCACUCCAGGACACCCUCCCAAGUCAGCCACACCUCAGAGGAAAGGGGCGACGCCAACAUGGAGGAUGCCUACCCCAGACCGCCAGCCUUGGGCCACUCUCAGCCUCCUCCAGCCCAUCAGAACCACAGCUCCCCUAUCCCUAUCUCCUCCAACACCUCCAGGCUCGGCCCUCCUCCUCCCCCUCCCACCCGUAACUGGUCCUGCUGGAGCCAGGACCAGCCGGCUGCCAUCGACUCCCCAUUCUACGCCCCUCCCACAGACUCCCACUGUCCCCCAUCCGCCCCCAUCAGACCAGGGCGGAGCCCUUCCCCAGCAUCUGGGAACUACAGGCCAGGUGCCGCCAUGCCAGUGGAGCGCUGGGCAGAGAAUGUGACCCGCUACUACAACUCCCAGGCUGCCCCUGUGGUGGGGUCGCCCUGUGAGGAGCUGUCGGAGCUGGACUCUCUGUACCAGGCGAGCCUGCAGGCCCCCAGCCUGCCCCGGGCCCCACGCGGAGUCAGCCCCCAGCCCACUGCCAACAAGCAACGUAAGUAUACUCACUGAUCAGUGAUGUAUAUUACAACUGUAAAACAAAAAGCAAUUUUUUUUUAGAGAUGAUGAGUGAGAAAAUGUAAGUGGGAGAGAGCUGUCCAUGACUAAUACUGUGUAUCUGUGUUUUAUCUGCAGCGGCUAGGAAGAUGUUGUCUGGGCUGGCUGCAUCUGGCCGCUCCAAGACUCCCACAGCCGAGUUAGAGAGACAUGCCUACAGAACGCCAGGCUACACCAGCAGCCCUACACAACACCCCAAUGCCGGCAUCCACAAGGUGUGUGUGCGUGCAUGUGUUCGUUGUCCUACAUGUGGCUGAUUGUGAGUUUCAGGGCUGUGUGUGCUGAGGCAUGUUCGAAGCUGUGUGUAGUGAUGUGUGUUGAGGCUGAUGAUUUGGUGCAGAUGUGUGAAGUUUGUAUCUGAGUGAUGUGUGUGGGUCAGUCCCUAUGUCUGUACAUGCAUGUAUUUGUGCAGGGCUUGACAUUCAGGUAAAUUUGCCAGUGGCACACCGGGUGGCUUUUCAAAGUUACUGGCCACAACAUUGUAACCACUGGCCCAUAUUGUAUUGGUGGUGUGGUGCAGCAUAACAAACAUGCAUAUUCAUAACUGUUUUGAUUGGAUGCUAGGCUCUGAUUAUUAUGAAUGGUCAGACUGCAGUCUUGUUUUGUAAAGGGAGGACCUCGACUCAUCAUGAUGACCUGUGAUAACUGAAAAAAAGACACGGAUACAAAAUUUUGUUAUAAAUAAUCAUUUUAUGAAAAGCAUUUCAUUGUAUGAAUUUGAUUGCCUCAUCCCCCCAUGUUUCAUUUCCUCCCCCCAUUCAUCUCAAACUCCUCAAGCUCUCUCUCUCCAGAGCCUCUUCUGUUGGCUGGUUCUGUCUUCCUCUCCAAGCAGUGAACCCCCACCACUUCAAAACAGCUUGCUCUGCGUUGAAUUCAUCAAGGUCUGGUCCCUCAAUUGUGAUGAACAUGAGGUGGCUGAGCUGAGUUGUCGCCAGAGAGGACCUCCAGUCGGUUUCGAUACGUUACAUGCAGGAGAAUCCCCUUUCGCAGACAGCUGUGCUGAUGGCCAUUGCGAGAUAGAUAUCCACCAGGAUGCCCAGGCACCUAAAUCUCUUCUUCAA
This is a messenger RNA of Coregonus sp. 'balchen', 37068 nucleotides long. The record is from the annotation of a GenBank genome assembly. Lineage: Eukaryota; Metazoa; Chordata; Actinopteri; Salmoniformes; Salmonidae.